AUGAGCCAGGCAAAGGAGAAACAAGAUGCCAACACAGGCCGUGGUAAGAAGCGGAAAGCCGGGUCAGGGCCAGAUGGAGAAGGCCAGGAGCAGCAGUCUGAGGCUGCUCCCAAGAAGCGUGCAAAGUGCGCGCGGCAUUGCAAGGGAUGCAAGCAAAAGAUUGCUGCUGAGGACUGCGCUCCUAACUUCCCAGGGUGUUGGAAGUGCAAGCGGGCCCUCGACAACAUCUACAAGUUGGCGACCAAGCAGGGCAAAGAAGCUGUCGAGUUUGUGAAAAAACAAAGAGAGGAUCCAGACCUUUGCUUCAACAUGGUCCAGAGCUAUUUGGAGUUGUGCCCGGAAUGCUGCGAUAUGGGGGGCGCCAAGAACAAGAAGCGAGGCACUUGGUCUUUGGCCAAAUACCGCGAGCGUACUGUUGCUGCAAGUGGCUUUGUGAAGGACGCAGUGGGUGAGAUGAUGCACAAGAGGCUGUACACAGAGUUUGCCAUGACAGUCAGGGGGGGGAGGAAGACUGAGGAGCAAAUUGCUGCUACAUGGUCUGAGUGGGAACAAAGGGCUCUUGCAAAAGACCCAGAGCUGUUCUUUGACUAUGGUGGAGAGAAUGGAGCGCUUCGAAUUUGGGUCAAGACAGCUGACCAGCUCUCCUUCCGCUCUAGCUUCAUGCAGGAAAAAGAAGCUGUCGUGGAGGUCGAGCAGAAAAAGAAUGCGACUCAAGCUGAUGUGGAUCGCAUGAAGGCAAAAUCUAUGAGCAACCAUGACCCAAUCGCUGACCAAAUCCAGAUUUGCCAGGCUCUUGUGCGACACGGUGACGCAGCCUUUCAGGGCAACGAUGGGUUCCUGGUGGAUGUCAUGGACCUGGCAAAGACGUGUGAGGCCAAAGCUGCUUCUGAAGAAGCAGAGGGGCCAGCCAAGAAGGGUGAUGGGGAAGAGGCGAAUGGCUCGUCACCAGAGAAGCCAGCAAAGCCUUGGGUUGACCGGGACCGUGUUAUUUCUGCCACAGUCAGAUCAUCCACCACGCAAAUCAACCUUUUCAAGACCAAACUUGAGAAGGGUCUGAAGGACCACAAGGCAAGCUUGGAGGAGCACAAGUCCAACCCAGAUGCGGUCUUCCAGAAGAACUUUGCUGGUGAAAUCAAGAUCCUAGCCAACCGUGUGGAAGCCCUUACCAUCAUUUUGGAAGUGACAGCCGAGAUUGUGGCAAUCCGAGCUCCUAUGACCCAGCUUCUGGCAGCUACAUCCAGGGCUGACAAGGCGGUCAAGAGUGCUGUGGAGCAGUUGAAAAAGCAAACCGCAAAGCAGCAAGCUGACGCGAGCAAGCCAAAGAAACCAGCAGGCCAAGCAGCUGCCCAAGUGCCCGUGUUUGACCAAGGAGUGGCUGGCGCCACUGCUGUUCAACGUGUGGCUGCAGACUGCAGCUUUGACAUGUCCAAGCCCUUCAGCUUGGAUUGCUCUUCUUGGGUGAGUGAGCUUAUGAAGGAUGGUGCGAAGUGCAGGCAAUGUGUGGACUCCUUUAGGGAUUCCUUCAACGAUGCCCGCAAGAAAUCCAAGGGGGCCAGAGUCUCGAAAGCUGUUGAGGACAGUGAAGUGCUAGCGGCUCUACAGAGUAAAGUUGAUGACCUCUUCCUGAAGUCUGGGCGUGUGGUUGCCCGGGACUCAAUGACUAAGCAGUUGCAGGAUGCCUUGCAGGUGAGCCUCUUUGGCAUUGAUGCUAGCUAUGACAAAGUGAGUGGUGAAUUCCUUGGCUGCGCAGUGGCGCGCUUGUCUGUAGAAGGCACGCGGACUGUGGUCAUGACUGAAGUGUUGCAGUUGCAAGGGUUCAUGCAAAGGAAGGGCAUUGCUGGGUUGAUAACCCUAGCAAAGAUGUCAGCUUUCUUCCGCGCCAUGAAUGUGGCGAUGAUCCAGGACUAUCAGAAAGAGUGUGUGUUGUGGUCUUGCACUAUGGGCCCUGGCGAUUUCUUGUAUGUCCCCUAUGGAUUUGUCCAGGCCGAGUUGGUCCAGCAACCGACAGUUGGCGUCCGCGUGCCUUUGGUCUGCAAGCAUUCAGCGCAUGAGAACUCAAGUUUGUGCCUCUCAAAAAGGAAAGCAGAUUGUGAGCGCCAACUUGCUGAGAAGGGAGACAGUGGUGGUGCCAGUGCAGCGGCUGGGGUGGACGCCGCAAAGCUCAAACAAGAGAUAGCUCUUUUGUCCGACUUGUCUACAGCCAUAGCUAGCUGA
Molecule: messenger RNA, 2214 nt
Organism: Durusdinium trenchii
Lineage: Eukaryota; Dinophyceae; Suessiales; Symbiodiniaceae
Source: the annotation of a GenBank genome assembly